CAUGUCCCUAAAAUGGAAUGGGAAGAAGAGGGCACUAGAUGGGUAAGCAAACAUGCAUAAGUGUGAAUGCUAUCCUAUUGUUCCACUAAAAUGUCGUCGCUAGCAGUAGCGUGGAUGGGCACCAUCAUUACCUAGAGAUACAACCGCUAGCCAAGGGAAAACUACAAUGGCGAGCGGUGCGGCAGACGAUAGCAAGGUGCCAUUCGUUAAAGGGGUCAAUAUCUCCCUGGCAAUCGUGACUACCAUGGCAGUGGCCGGUCGGGUUUGGACGAAUCUGGUCACCUUGAGAACGUUUAGGCUGGAUGAUGCCUACAAGGGGUUGAAUAUUGGAAUACUGGUGUUCCUCCUCGUCCAAGGAAUCGUCGAAACUGUCGUGGCCCAGUUGAUGUGUAUUCCAAGGGCCAAGAUAUUCCUACCUGAAUCGCCUGGCCAAUGCCUGGAUACCACGAGACACGAGCACGAGCUCAUGCUUCCCACAGAUGACCUCGUGGGUGCAAUGCUUUGGUCCGAAGUCGAAGUUUCCGCCCUGAUCAUUUGCGUCUGCGUCCCGGAAAUUCACCUUCUCGUGCAGAGAAACUGGCCGUUGAAACUCCUGCGAAUUACACCGCCGAGGUCCCUAAGAGGCUGUGAUGUUGGUGAGGAUGAGGUGUGCAGUGGAAACCUAGGCGGUCAGCUGCGCGGAAUCCUUGGACGAGUCAAUAUCAAGGGUCUUCGUGGGUCUUCGUAUGAGUCUCGGUCAGGUGCAUCCUCGGGGGUUUCAAGGAGGGCUAAAUAUGGAGUGGUUAGUUUCGUGUCCGCCGGUCGGCGGUCAAAGCAUCAAAGAAACAUGAACGAUAUGACACGGAGGAGCGGACAGUCGCUAGUAGAUGACGACCAAGAGCCGGAACCAGCCAGCCCCGAACAUGGCGGUGUCCUUGUUACACACGAUAUUGAAAUCAGCAUCGAGACAGACGACGAUCCUAUGUCAGAAAUGGAUCUUGCUGAAGCAGAGAGGGCUCUACGUGAGGACCAAAGCGAAACUGUUGAUAGCAGCGAUCUUCACCGAGAUAGCGUGUGUGCGGAAAAGGCCGAUAUUCAUUUUGCGCAGUGA
Molecule: messenger RNA, 1090 nt
Organism: Pyricularia grisea
Lineage: Eukaryota; Fungi; Ascomycota; Sordariomycetes; Magnaporthales; Pyriculariaceae
Exons: 5
Coding region: 167-1090 (307 amino acids)
Source: RefSeq, a predicted model, not a curated record